AUGAUCAAGGAUCCAACGCUAAAGUUGCCAAGAAAGAAAAAUGUUUCCUUCACCAAACCUAUCACUAUAUCAGAACCAAUCGUCCAAACAAAGGUUCCCCAAAUCGAUCCAAAUGAUAGAGGAAAACAAAAGUUUGUCUUCAAAUCAAAGAAGGAGGUAGCCAAAGAAGCUCAACAAGAGGUGAAUGAAGAAUUAGCAAAGGAACUUCAGGCUGAGCAAUUAAAGGCUAAUCAAGAGGUGCUUCUUGGAAAGAGAUCUUCAGAGAUCUCUCCUGAAGAAAGAAACACAUGGUAUGAUAAACAAUUCUAA
Lactuca virosa is the source of this 309-nucleotide messenger RNA. Lineage: Eukaryota; Viridiplantae; Streptophyta; Magnoliopsida; Asterales; Asteraceae. The record is from the annotation of a GenBank genome assembly.